UGGUUCUGGGACUCCCCUAACAGCAUGGCCCCUAAACGCCAGGCUCCACUCCCGCCUCAAAAGAAGAAACCAAGACCAUCUCCUGCUCUGGGACCGCAGGAGAUACCGGCCUCUGCAGGCUUGCCGAAGAAGGGAGAAAAAGAACAGCAAGAAGCGAUUGAACACAUUGAUGAAGUACAAAAUGAAAUGGACAGGCUUAAUGAACAAGCCAGUGAGGAGAUUUUGAAAGUAGAACAGAAAUGUAACAAACUCCGCCAACCAUUUUUUCCGAAGAGGUCAGAAUUGAUCACCAAAAUCCCAAAUUUUUGGGUAACAACAUUUGUCAACCAUCCACAAGUGUCCGCACUGCUUGGGGAGGAAGACGAAGAGACACUGCAUUAUUUGACCAGAGUUGAAGUGACAGAAUUUGAAGAUAUUAAAUGAGGUUACAGAAUAGAUUUUUAUUUUGAUGAAAAUCCUUACUUUGAAAAUAAAGUUCUCUCCAAAGAAUUUCAUCUGAAUGAGAGUGGUGAUCCAUCUUCAAAGUCCACCAAAAUCAAGUGGAAAUCUGGACCGGAUUUGACGAAACGUUCAAGUCAAACGCAGAAUAAAGCCAGCAGGAAGAGGCAGCAUGAGGAACCAGAGAGCUUCUUUACCUGGUUUACUGACCAUUCUGACGCAGGUGCUGAUGAGUUAGGAGAGGUCAUCAAAGAUGAUAUUUGGCCAAACCCAUUACAGUACUGCUUGGUUCCCGAUAUGGAUGAUGAAGGAGAAGGAGAAGAAGAUGAUGAUGAUGAUGAAGAGGAGGAAGGAUUAGAAGAUAUUGAUGAAGAAGGGGAUGAGGAUGAAGGUGAAGAAGAUGAAGAUGAUGAUGAAGGGGAGGAAGGAGAGGAGGAUGAAGGAGAAGAUGACUAAAUAGAACACUGAUGGAUUCCAACCUUCCUUUUUUAAAAUUUUCUCCAGUCCCUGGGAGCAAGUUGCAAUCUUUUUUUUUUUUUUCCUCUUGUGCUCAGUCGCCCUGUUCUUGAGGUCUCUCUUCCCUACUCCAUGGUUCUCAACUUAUUUGGGGGGAAAUACCUUGAGCAGAAUACAAUGGGAAAAGAGUCUCUACCCCUUUCUGUUCGACGUUCAUUUUUAUCCCUUUCUGUCUGAACAAAAACUGUAUGGAAUCAACAUCACCGAGCUCUGUGGGAAAAAAGAAAAACCUGCUCCCUUCGCUCUGCUGGAAGCUGGAGGGUGCUAGGCCCCUGUGUAGUAGUGCAUAGAAUUCUAGCUGUUUUCCUC
Nomascus leucogenys (northern white-cheeked gibbon) is the source of this 1263-nucleotide messenger RNA. Its product is annotated as protein SET. Gene Ontology annotation, biological process: nucleosome assembly. Gene Ontology annotation, cellular component: chromatin; nucleus. Gene Ontology annotation, molecular function: chromatin binding; histone binding. Lineage: Eukaryota; Metazoa; Chordata; Mammalia; Primates; Hylobatidae. The record is from RefSeq and is a predicted model, not a curated record.